Messenger RNA from Talaromyces rugulosus, 2985 nucleotides. RefSeq lists its product as uncharacterized. Gene Ontology annotation, biological process: double-strand break repair via homologous recombination; reciprocal meiotic recombination. Lineage: Eukaryota; Fungi; Ascomycota; Eurotiomycetes; Eurotiales; Trichocomaceae. The transcript has 2 exons. Bases 1 to 2985 code for a protein of 994 amino acids. Gene Ontology annotation, cellular component: nucleus. The record is from RefSeq and is a predicted model, not a curated record. Gene Ontology annotation, molecular function: DNA translocase activity; ATP-dependent chromatin remodeler activity; ATP binding.
AUGCAUUUCAAGCCUUUCCGGCCUCCCCUCAUUCGAAAGAAUUUGGCAUCAGACGUAUCAUCUGACUCACCAAACUCCGAUAUCAACACCCCUCGUCCGUUCAAACGACCGCGUUUAGAAAGCAAACACGACGACGAAGCCGAUAGUGAUGUCAUUUCCAAGCCAUCAGAUGGCAAUAUCACCAAGAAACCUGCCUCGCAGAGACCACUGAACCCAGUUCGCAAUUCGUCUAGCGAUGGGGACAACUCGACAGACAAGCAAAACGCUCCAGCCGAUGAUGUGGAAGCGUACUAUAAUGUUCUAUGGCGAAAAUUCACCACCAAGAAACACAAGACCUGGGAUGGUGACGGGAUCCUUUCAAUCCGCGGAGGUUAUGGUUACCUGCGUGACGUGUCUGGCCGGGACAUGGGCAGAAUCGUGAUUAAUACACCACUCGAACCCGGCGCAAGUCUAUCGAUUAGUGGAAAGGAUGUGGAGAUAGAGUCGUCAAUUUCAAAAGAGGACUACUUGUCAGGACGAGACUUUUUAGGUGGAGCAAAGAAACUCGCAACUUCACCUCCAGUUCGAUCAAAGGCAGCAACCUCAGUGACCCCAAGCAACCUUCAACGCGCCAAGGUUGAAGCAUCUUCUGUUAAUAAAGCUGCGAAAAAAGACAUAUCAAAUGAAACAGACUCUACGCAGCCCGGGAAACAGAUGUUUUCAGUGAAGCAUCUCAAUACUGCGUCCUCAAGAAGCGCCGGGCUCGGCAGUAUCUUCAAGAACCCAUUGAAAGAUAAAACCAUCUCAACCCCUCAGAUAACUGGUCAACCUACUCCACGUCAUGAUCCUAAUGCACCUGGGGCUCUGGUUAUGAAGAGACCCACCUCUGUUCCCAAAGGAAAGGCAGUUGUCGAUGUUGUAGUCGAUCCCUUACUGUCCAAGCAUUUGCGUGACCACCAACGGGAAGGCGUCAAAUUCCUUUACGAAUGCGUGAUGGGUCUGCGGGAUUUCAAUGGUGAAGGAGCCAUCUUGGCUGAUGAGAUGGGUCUUGGAAAGACUCUGCAAACCAUAACACUCCUGUGGACCCUGCUCAAACAAAACCCUAUCUACGAAUCAUCCCCAGUAAUAAAGAAAGCUUUGAUAGUGUGUCCGGUGACUCUCAUCAAUAAUUGGAGAAAAGAAUUUCGCAAAUGGCUCGGCAAUGAACGCAUUGGGGUGUUUGUCUUUGACGAUAAGCGGAAACGAUUAACCGAUUUCACAAUGGGCAAGGCGUACAGUAUUAUGAUUGUUGGCUAUGAAAAGCUUCGCACUGUUCAAGAAGGACUUACCAAAGGCCAUGGCGUUGACAUCGUUAUUGCCGAUGAGGGCCACAGACUCAAGACUGUGCAGAACAAGAGCGGCCAAGCUAUUCAAGCACUGAAUGCCACAAAGAGGGUCAUCCUAUCGGGCACUCCGAUCCAAAACGAUCUCAGUGAAUUCUUUGCGGCUGUUGACUUGAUAAACCCAGGGAUCCUUGGCACCUACAAGAACUUUAUGCGAGAGUUUGAAGGCCCGAUUGUGCGGAGCCGACAACCAGAGGCGACUAAAAAGGACAUAGAAAAGGGCGAGUCCAGAAGCGAAGAACUUCGGGAUCUUACAUCGAUGUUUAUGCUCCGCAGGACAGCUGAAGUCCUGUCGCAGUAUUUGCCACCCAAAACAGAAUAUGUGUUAUUAUGUGAGCCCACGUCUACCCAGGCUAAUAUCUACCGACACGUGCUUGCGUCUCCCAUUUUUCAAACGGCACUGGGGAGCACGGAUGGGGCAUUUAGCCUUUUAACUAUUUUAAAGAAGCUUUGCAACAGCCCAUCCCUUAUCAAUCCGAAAACAAACGACGAGUCGUCGAAAAACAAUACAAUCACAGCAUUGCUGUCGACUCUCCCUCCAAACCUUAUUCGACAUUUCUCCCCUUCCUCUAGUGGUAAAAUCAGAGUUCUUGAUCAACUGUUAUACAAUUUACGAACAACAUCUUCAGAAAAGAUUGUUCUAGUUUCCAACUAUACAUCCACACUAGACCUUCUCGCCACACUGCUUACAUCUCUAUCAUUGCCUUUUCUUCGCCUGGACGGCUCUGUUCCCACCGCAAAACGUCAGUCUCUAGUCGAUGACUUCAACCGCACCCCUGCGGACGCAUGCUUCGCGUUCCUUCUAUCUGCCAAAGCCGGCGGAACAGGCCUUAACCUGAUUGGAGCCAGUCGUUUGGUCCUUUUCGACAUCGACUGGAACCCGGCUACCGAUAUGCAAGCCAUGGCUCGAAUCCACCGAGAUGGCCAGAAACGCCAUUGCUACAUCUACCGCAUCAUGCUAAAGGGCAGUCUUGAGGAAAAGAUCUGGCAGCGGCAGGUCACGAAAAUCGGCUUGGCAGACAGUGUCAUGGAAUCGAAAGGUGGUGUAGCCCAGUUCUCGCGCGAGGAACUGAAGGAUUUAUUUCGACUGCAUGAAGGCGAGGGCUGCCAAACCCAUGAGCUACUUGGAUGCAGUUGUGGCGGCAAGGGGACACCUAUACUUGCAGAAGGAGAUGAUGAGAGCGAUUCUCUGGAGGAACCGAGAAGCCAGUCUCCAUUUUUCAAAGAAGAUUCGACAAGCAGCGAAGCCGAGGAAGAAAUCGAGUUUCCAGACCUCCCCACGCUCAUGAAAGCAUCCCAAGUCGACAUGGAAGAACAAGAGAAGCGGAUCCUUCAAGGCAUUCAUGCCUUGCAACAACGAAACAAUAAACGAACGGCCAGAGGCAAAAAGGACUCGGGCAGUAAAGGAAAAUCAGAUGGUACCUCUGGGACAAAUAAAAUCCAACAGUUCCUUUCGCAGUACCUGCACAUUGACCCAGCUGCUUUUACAGACCAGGAUUCUGAGCUCCAGAGUCAAAUCGGUGAUUCGGUCUUGCAGUCCCUAUUCAAGGAUGGGGACCAUGGAGUAGGGUUUAUAUUCGAGAAAACGGCGUUUCCAACAACACCAGUUGGGGCGUCCUCGUAA